This is a messenger RNA of Aspergillus japonicus CBS 114.51, 1676 nucleotides long. Its product is annotated as composite domain of metallo-dependent hydrolase. The record is from RefSeq and is a predicted model, not a curated record. Bases 222 to 1550 code for a protein of 442 amino acids. Gene Ontology annotation, molecular function: hydrolase activity, acting on carbon-nitrogen (but not peptide) bonds. The transcript has a single exon. NCBI's taxonomy places the organism in Eukaryota, Fungi, Ascomycota, Eurotiomycetes, Eurotiales, Aspergillaceae.
UCCCUGCAUCGUGCACAAAUCCACUCCGACCGAAAAUUGAGAUUUCCAUCGGGGUGGGUGUGAAUGGUCACGAUCCCUGCAUGGCAGAGAGGGGAAAUGCAACCCCCGCCACAAACCCCGCCUGAACUUCGUCAUGGCUGCUCCGCGAUGGUUACAAAAGCUUUCCCUCCGACCACCGUGAGCUACGACUUGCACUCAGCGGAAUUCCUAGCAAAGGCAUCAUGGGUUCCCUUGGAGAUGUCCACCGACGCCCAUACCAACCAACACCGGCCGACAUUACUAUCAACAAUCGCAGCCCCCAAGAUCCACCCAAAAUUCUGUUUCGGAAUGUCCGCAUUCUCGACUCAACCGGCGCAGAGCCAUAUUGUGGUGAUGUACUAAUUGAGGGCGAGCGCAUCCUCUCGGUCGGCCAAGUCGAUCCCACCGCCACCCAAGGAGCACUGGUCAUCGACGGUGGUGGCACCAAGACACUCAUGUCCGGACUGGCGGACUCGCAUACUCACCUCAGCUGGAACAAUGCGGCUACACUGGAUGAACUCACCAGUCUUCCGCUCGAGGAACAUGUCUUGCAUACUGCGAACUCAGCUCGAACCUACCUUGAUCACGGCUAUACCAUGUGUUUCGGAGCUGCUGCGGCCCAACCGCGACUCGACAUUGCCAUUAAAGCUGCAAUCAAAUCGGGAUUAAUCCCCGGCCCACGCACUUUGGCCAACUGUCCAGAGUUGACCAAGCCUGACGGAGCGAUCGUUCCUCAGAUCUCGCGCUAUGCGGAUGGGCCGGAGGAGAUGCGCAAGAUGGUUCGAGAAUUCGUCGAACUGGGCGCCGACAAUAUCAAGUUGAGUAUGACUGGGGACAACGUACACCCCACGAUGCCCAGUGAGGAAACGUACUUCGAUCUGGAGGAGACAGUUGCGGCAGUGGAGGAGGCACAUCUCCAUGGCAAACGGGUCUGCGCCCAUGCUCGGAGUGCUGCCUCGGUCAAGCAAUGUGUGCAGGCCGGUGUCGAUGUCAUUUAUCAUGCAAGUUUCACGGAUGAGGAAGGGAUGGAUCUUCUCGAGCAGCACAAGGACUCGGUCUGGGUCGCUCCGGCUAUCAAUCUCUUGUACGCGAUGGUGCAGGGUGAUGCAGAGCCUUACGGAGUGUCGCCCAAAGUGGCCGAGCAGAAGGGGAUCACGAACGAGGUCGAGGUCGCUUGUCAAGCCAUGCGCGAGAUGCGUCGUCGGGGGAUCCGCGUCCUCCCUGGUGGUGAUUACGGGUUUGCCUGGGCCCCCCACGGCACCUAUGCACGUGAUCUGAAGCACUUGGUGGAUUUGUUCGGGUACACGCCGAUGGAGAGCAUUCUGGCUGCGACCGCGAUGGCAGGCGAGCUCAUGGGCUAUCCGGACGAGCUUGGAAAAGUGCAGCCGGGCUAUUUCGCCGAUGUGAUUCUGGUAGAUGGCGAUCCUUUGCACGACAUCAGUGUCUUGCAGAACAAGAAUCGUCUACACGCGAUUGUAAUCAACGGCCACAUUCACCAGAAUAUUCACUCGACAGGAGAGGUUCUGGCGUGAGGACAAGGGAAAUUAUGGGGCUCAGGAGGGUUUAUGCGACCGCCACCCUCACUACACAGUCAUUGACACCAUAUCAAGGCCAUUUUCGCCUGUAUAAUCGCUCAGAAGUAAACCAAGUCAUGUCCC